AAACAUCACGCGCGUAGGUCGCUGUUUUAAACACUCUUCAAACAUUUCUAGCACAUUCUAAUAAAGCCAAUAAAACCGUGAAUAAAAUGUUUAAAGUAGCGCUAGGGACCACAGAGCUAGAGACGCGGUGUUAGCUAGAAACAACAACGUUCCGUUCUCGUGAAUGUGGAUGAGCAAGCUGCAGUGUAAGUGGCAUCACGAAAAGUCUGCGGAAAUGAAAGAAUGGCGACCGCCGUGUAUUUGGAACACUAUCUUGACAGCCUGGAGACACUGCCGUCAGAACUUCAGAGGAACUUCAAUUUGAUGCGGGAUCUUGACACGAGGGUGCAGGGACUUUCGAAGAACAUUGAAAAGUUGUCACAUGCAUAUAUGACUAAUGCUAAGAAUUACACAGCAGCUGAAAGGGCAGAACAUUUGGAAAAUGUAAGAAAAAUGUUUGAAAAAGCCAAAGAAUAUGGUGACGACAAAGUUCAGUUGGCCAUGCAGACAUACGAAAUGGUGGAUAAACACAUCAGACGUCUUGAUGCUGAUCUAGCCCGUUUUGAGGCAGAGCUCAAAGACAAGGUUCUGAACGUCCAGGGGAGUGACUCUGAAGGUGCUACGAAAAAACGUGGAAGAAAAACACAAGACAAAGCAGAGAAAAAAAAGAGCAAGCGUGGGCGCUCGAUGUCCUCGGAUGAUGAAGUCCCAAAGCCCUCGCGCAAGAAGCUCAAGGGUCAGGCCUCGCAGCCAACAGACGUUCCUCUGCUGCAAUCCAUCAGUAUAUCACAUCCAUCUGACGUGCUUGACAUGCCUGUGGACCCAAAUGAGCCUACCUAUUGCCUUUGCCAUCAGGUCUCCUAUGGCGAGAUGAUUGGGUGUGACAAUCCUGAUUGUCCAAUUGAGUGGUUCCACUUCACUUGUGUUGGACUCACAAGCAAGCCCAAGGGAAAGUGGUUCUGCCCAAAAUGUUCCAGUGAGCGAAAGAAGAAGUGAUUGCUGGCACAAGUGCUGCAGUGUCUUGAAGUUAUUGCUUAGUAGAGCACUUUGAUUUGCAUUGGGGACAAGGUGUGUGGAUAGUGACUUAUGCAUGUGUACAUAUCUGUGUGAGUUUUUGUGCUAAAUACAAGGGGCACUCAGUAAGUUCCAAGCCCAAGCAAGAACUUUGUGAACAAGUGCAUUCUUUUAUUUAUUCAACCCAGACUUCCCACUUGGAACGUUGCACUUUAGACAUUGCUUUCCGAGCUCAUUCCUGCCAAAAAAUUUUUGUGCUACGCCCAUGGAAGUUGUGCUCUUUGAGUUCACCAACUUUGUGAAAUCAUCGUUUUUAGAAGGUAGUCCUUCAAUUGUCUGAAAAAAGUCACUUGCGGCAAAAUUCGGCUAAUAGGCUCAGUAUUUGGUGGUAUUGAACAUGUGUUGCCCUGUAGAUUCUUCUGCAACCUAGGGCACUGUUAUGAAGAAACAAAAAUUGUCUUGCUCUGUGCAGCAUUUGGGCGCAACAGGCACCUGUUGUCACACAUUUGGAUGGUAGGUAAUCAAUUGAAGAACACCACCCUUGUCUCUUCAAAAAUGUUGCCGUGACUUUUCUAGAGGCUAUCUUAAAUUUUAUGGCUAGAAAAAAUUUGUACUUGCAGGCCAAGCUUUCUUGCUUGCUGGAGGCGUCCCGAUAGUAGAGCCAGUCUUCCUCUUUUCGCCAACUGCUUGUUAUUCUUGUCAGGGUUGAGCACUCUUCUUUGAUGCCAUUGGCACUCGAUGUUGCCAUUUAUUGGCUCCAUUUUUUUGAAAACUUACAUGCUGCAAGCUACAGCAUUCAUUAUGGAUAACAAUUCCCCAGAACAUUCCACUCUUUUGGUAAUUUCAAGCAGCAUUUUGGGCACUGAGUGUGAGCAGAUCUUUUGCAUGCACAGAUGUUUGUGCAUGAUUGCUUCUAAGAAUACAGUACCAACGUCAGGCUCUGUAGCAACAUGGGCAGCUGCCACCUGCCUGUUACUCAUAACAAUUAAUUUCCAGCAUAUCUUGAGUGACUACUUCAGCUGGGGACUGGCCAAUGGGACAUCUUCCAGAGGCUUCUUGCUGUAGUUAAAAAAUGCCUUUUUAUCAUCAUGCAUGACAGUGAACAGCCCAUGCAGAAAGUGUUUGUGUGCUCAUGAAUAUACAGGGUGUCCCAAGUAACUUGAGCCAAGCAUAAAAAUAUGCCAAUGCCAUGUAGCUGGACAUAACCAAGGUAAUGUUAUUUGCCGUUGCUUGGAGAUACUAAGAUCUUUUUCAUUCUGCCUAAUUAGACAGUCUUAAUUAUUUACCAAUUUAAGUAAAUUCUCAAAUAUUAUAAUUCUAUGAAAAGUAUUACAGAAAAGAUUGUAGAGCCACCUGAAAAACUCCCAAUACAGCUUUCUAUUGCUCAAUAUGUGCUACAUAAAAAUAUUUUUCCGAGCGUGAAAGCAAUCCGCAAACACACGCAAAAUUGCCGCACGACUGGCCGCUCGGGGCACUUUGCAUGCAUUCGCGGGCUUCUUUCAUGCUCGGAAAAACACUUUUAUGUAGCACGUAUUGAGCAACAGAAAGCUGUUGUAUCAGGAGUCUUUCGUGUUGCUCUACAAUUUUUUCAUUGAUGCUUUUCAUCUCAAUGCGUUGGCGGGCUAGUUGGUGCGUAUCCAUGAAUACUUUGUUUAGCGCAAAACGACAGACACAAGAAAGACAACAGGACAACAGUUUGAGCGGUCUAUAAAGGAGUGACGCAAUAAAAUGAUGUCAGUUGAGAGUAGCACCUUGUCCUGUCGUCUUUCUUGUGUCUGUCGUUUUGCGCUAAACAAAGUAUUCAUGCUUUUCAUCUAAUUAUCAUAUUUGAGAAGUUGAUUAAUUAAAUAAGGCUAAUUCUCUAAUUAGGUGCUAUUAAAAAAAAGAAUAAUCUGAGUUUCCCCAAGUGAUGCAAACAACAUUACCUUGGUUCUCUCCAGCUGCGUGGCAUUUGCAUAUUUUUAAUGUUUGGCUCAAGUUAUGUUGGACACCCUGUAUAUAUGCUAGUGCUGUGCUGUCCUUCAUGAGAAAUUUAGUAAUGGCAUGAUGAUGAUUUAUGCUGUACCUUGACACAGCUUUAUUGCCAUCUAGUUGCUCUCAGUGAGGUGUGACGUUGAAUAGGCUGAAAGGAGUGUAGUGCUGUACUAAUGUAAAAUUGCAGUACUUUCAGCUUGUUCUAACAUGCGUGGGCUGGAACAUAUUGAACACCUCUCAUAUUGCACAGCAGCAUUUGGGCUGCUAACUUUACUGGCCUGUCACUGUGUAAGUUAGCAUGUGGUGUGAUAAGAAGUAUGACGAUCAUACCAGUGAAUAGUGUUUUUCUUUAAUUAGCAUAUAAAUGGCUGUGGAAUCACAGUAUUAAAAUGCACAUUGAUACAUUCAUUACAUAAAGCGUGCACUGCUCUAUAUAUAGUGGCAUAUGAUCUCCUGUGGUUGGCAUGGUGUAUCAUGAGCCUUCACACAGCAUGCUUGGUUUUGGGCUGUAUGCGCCAUCUGUGAAUAGUGUACGUACUGAAGCAGUAGACUUGUCAAAAUUGCAUGCCUACCUUUCUUGAAAAAAAAUAGGCUUAGGUGAUUUCAUUGCAAACAGUGUGUAGCAGUGACUAUUUCUUCUCCCUCCUUGGCUGCAACUUAUUCUGUGCCUUGCAGUCUGUAUUUAUGUCUUCGAUGUUGUUAUGCAGCAAUUCAUACUACAAGAAAAAGCGCCUAUGGUUUUUAAUGGUAAAAAUGUUUACAGAAGAAAUUAGGCAGGAAAGAUGCUGGUCCUGUCAUUCUGAUUUCUUCUUGAAAACUUUUUUUACUGCUGGAAUUUACAGUAUGUUACUCCAUCAGCCACCUAGCCCACCUUAAAUGAGAUGAGGUCAUACCGUUAUAUUCAGGUGCAAGUGUACUGCAGAUUCACUUUUGGGUAUUUAGUGCACUUAUCAAAUGACAUCAAGCUUUGUGUUUCAUGCUGUGUCUGUCCAAAUUGAUACUAGAAAUUGGCCUGAAUAAUACAUUUUGUUUUGCCUAAGGAUCUGGAAGAAGCUAGGGUAUGGCUGAUCCUGAUUAAAAAUUCAUUUUGUUUAGCCUCUGA
Molecule: messenger RNA, 4069 nt
Organism: Dermacentor albipictus
Lineage: Eukaryota; Metazoa; Arthropoda; Arachnida; Ixodida; Ixodidae
Gene: Ing5
Product: inhibitor of growth protein 5
Biological process (GO): regulation of DNA-templated transcription
Cellular component (GO): nucleus
Source: RefSeq, a predicted model, not a curated record